This is a messenger RNA of Mollisia scopiformis, 748 nucleotides long. RefSeq lists its product as uncharacterized. NCBI's taxonomy places the organism in Eukaryota, Fungi, Ascomycota, Leotiomycetes, Helotiales, Mollisiaceae. The transcript has a single exon. The annotation marks the transcript as partial. The record is from RefSeq and is a predicted model, not a curated record.
GUCGUGGUCGGCUACGCUGCUCGUGCUUGCUCGCCCUGGCCCUUUCUACCUCGUCCUUUCCUUUGUUGGCAGUACUCACAUCCACCAUACAGCAAACGACAUCCUCGCAAAAGCCGAUCCGAUGUCCCUCCAACGACCCGGCUCCCUUGUCUCCACUCCCAGAAAAAAGCUCCAGCCUACCCGUGUCUCCUCUCCUCAUCCAUGAUCGCGCUGAAGGCUCUGCAAAUUCAAAUAUCACUUGCAGCACGCCUUCUUUCAAAUUCUUUUUACGUAUCCAAUUCCCCAUUCCAUUACUUCACUCUCUCCCACCGUCACUCUAUCUGUCUAUCUUCAUUAUCAGCCUCGAUCGCGGUGCCUAGUCCGCAAUUCCAGGUACCAUAUCCUUGGGUCCCAGCCCAGUCAGACACACAUACGAGCUAGAUUUGAUCUGAUUGAUAUCGGGUAUUCGCCACAUCCAAGAAGCCACCCCCCAAAAACAAGUCCUGCUCCUGCAAGUCGUUAGCUGUGAUAGUGGCCGUGCAGAGUGAGGCCAACUGCCGCGGUGUUGAUGUUGGGGUAGUUAUAGCGGGGCAGCAAAACUUGACAAAGAAAAUCAUCCUGCUGGGAGGAAAUGGACAUGUCUAUUGACAAGAAAGAGGCUAGAGAGGGUUCCGAGGACUCGGGCAUGGAAAUCAACUCUCCCACGCCAGAACCUGAGACUGGAGCUCCUCAAGAAAAUCCAACGAAGAGAAAGGGUGGACGCAAGCCU